This is a messenger RNA of Astrephomene gubernaculifera, 1807 nucleotides long. Lineage: Eukaryota; Viridiplantae; Chlorophyta; Chlorophyceae; Chlamydomonadales; Astrephomenaceae. The record is from the annotation of a GenBank genome assembly.
GUCGCUGGUGUGGCCGUGGGUCGCGCUGUACCUGGGCGCGGUGUUCUUCCAGGGUGGAGCGGGGGGCGGCAUCGUGGGCUUCAUCAACAACGUCAGGUCGUACCUGUGGAUCCCGGUGUCCCAGGACGCUUACAGGCGCAUCAGCAUCCGCGUGUUCGACCACGUUAUGUCGCUCGACCUCUCCUUCCACCUGCGCCGCAAGACCGGCGAGGUGACCAAGGUGGUGGACCGGGGCACCAGCGCCAUGCAGAACAUACUGUCAACCAUACUCUUCAACGUGCUGCCGCAGAUCUUCGACGUGCUAGCCGCCGCCACCUACCUGGCCCAGGCGCUGGAGCCCACCAUCGCCAUCAUCGUCUUCUUCACCGUCGGCUCUUACAUCCCGCUCACCAUCGCCAUCACCGAGUGGCGGGCCAAGCUGAGGAGGGAGAUGAACAGCACCGACCAGAUCAAGUCCGCCCGCGCCACGGAUGCGCUGCUCAACUACGAAACCGUCAAGUACUUCACAAAUGAGAAGCACGAGUCUCAGUGCUACGCCGCCUCCAUCGCCGCCUACCAGUCCGCCGAGUUCCGCUCCCUGUCCUCCAUCAACCUGCUCAAUGUGGUGCAGAGCGGAAUCAUGUUCGCGGGCAUUGCGUCGGGGCUGCUGGUGUGCGCAGGCGGUGUCGCCUCCCACGUGUUGACGGUGGGCGACGCGGUGCUCUUCCUCAGCCUCAUGGCGCAGCUGUACGGCCCGCUCAACUUCUUCGGCAGCUACUACCGAACCAUACAGCAGUACAUGAUCGACAUGGAGAACCUGCUUGAGCUGCUGGGGCGGCGCGGGGGCGUGCAGGACGCACCCACCGCCCGGGAGCUGGUGGUGGCAAAGGGCGAGCUGGUGUUCGACGACGUGUGUUUCCAGUACGACGCGGGCCAGGUGGUGCUGCGGCACGUGAGCUUCCGGGGGGCGGGCGGCCGCACGCUGGCGCUGGUGGGGGCGACUGGCAGCGGCAAGAGCACCAUCACACGACUCAUUUUCAGGUUCUACGACGUGGGUUCUGGUGCGGUGCGUAUCGACGGGCAGGAUGUGCGCGAGGUGACGCAGCACUCGCUGAGGAGGGCGGUGGGCAUGGUGCCGCAGGACACCGUGCUGUUCAACGACACCAUCCUGCACAACAUCCGCUACGGCAACCUGGCGGCCACGGAUGAGGAGGUGCACGAGGCCGCCAAGCUGGCGUGCAUACACGACACCAUCGUCAACCGCUUCCCCAAGGGUUAUGACACGGUCGUGGGCGAGCGCGGGCUGCGGCUCAGCGGCGGCGAGAAGCAGCGAGUGGCCUUUGCUCGCGCGCUGCUGAAGAACCCCGCCAUGCUGGUGCUGGACGAGGCCACCAGCGCCCUGGACACCCUCACCGAGAAGCGCAUCCAGACCGCCCUGGCCGACCUGCGCGCCUCGCGCACCACCGUCAUUGUGGCACACCGGCUGUCAACCAUUGCAGACGCCGACCUGAUUGUGGUGCUGUCCGGGGGCCAGGUGGUGCAGCAGGGCAGCCAUGCAGCGCUGCUGGCGGAGGGGGGGCUGUACGAGCAGAUGUGGGCGCGGCAGGCGGCGGCGGCGGAGCAGGGCGAGCCCGAUGUCUCCAGCGCCGGCCCCUCCUCCCGCGUGGGCUCCGCAGCCGACCUCACCCGACUGACGGCGGCAGCAGCAGCACUGCCGGCACCGCCGGACGCCUCCCAGGCAGCGCAUGCAGCAGCAGCAGCAGCAGCCGGCAGCAGUGGGGGCGAUGGCGGCGGUAGUGUUGCUGCCGAGGAGGGGGGCAGCAGCAGC